Molecule: messenger RNA, 2126 nt
Organism: Zingiber officinale
Lineage: Eukaryota; Viridiplantae; Streptophyta; Magnoliopsida; Zingiberales; Zingiberaceae
Product: type I inositol polyphosphate 5-phosphatase 1-like
Exons: 12
Coding region: 165-2024 (619 amino acids)
Biological process (GO): phosphatidylinositol dephosphorylation
Molecular function (GO): inositol-polyphosphate 5-phosphatase activity; phosphatidylinositol-4,5-bisphosphate 5-phosphatase activity; phosphatidylinositol-3,4,5-trisphosphate 5-phosphatase activity
Source: RefSeq, a predicted model, not a curated record
ACUGAAACUCUUCUGCUCUUGUAUACACAAAUAGGGAAAUAGGGGGAAAAAAAAUAGUCCUUCAUAAAGUGGCUGCUUCGCUCUCAAUUCUCUGGCAACAAUUGCUCACUUGAAAGGAAGAAUAACAAGGACUCCACUGUGAAGCUUGUUGCAGCUGAAAAGAGAUGAAUCAGGCUCCGAACAAGCCUGGGCAGGUUUUCUGGCCUAAGGUGGUGCUCAAGAAAUGGCUGAACAUCAGAGGCGACAACUCGGAGUUCAGCGCCGAUGAAGGCGAAGACGAUGAGGAAGGUCACAAGAUUAUGAUGAAGAAUUCUGGCUGCGAGGGGGACAGCGAGAGGAAGGUAAGAGGAUUGGAGAAGACAAAUGAUGAUGAGCUCGAGAGCCUCCCAUACAAGUUGAGAAGAAGGAAUUCAGAGACUCUUCGGGCACAAUAUAUCGAUACCAAAGAACUCAGAAUCUGCACAGGAACUUGGAAUGUUGGUGGACGAGCUCCACCUGAUGAUCUUGAUGUAGCAAAGUGGAUAGACAUGGAGGAGCCUGCUGAUAUCUAUGUAUUCGGCGUCCAAGAGAUUGUUCCCUUGAAUGCCGGCAACAUCUUCGGUGCCGAGGACAAUACGCCAGUUGCAAAAUGGGAACAUCUCAUUCGGACAACACUAAAUACUAUUCCGACCGCGAAACCGAAGUAUAAAUGUCACAGUGAUCCUCCCUCUCCAUCUAGAUUUAGACCAUCUGAAGAUGCUACUACCAUCAUUGUGGAUGGACUAUUGUCUGAUGAGACUAUCAGUGACAUAGACGAAGAGGAUGAUUAUCACGACAAUGAAGAGAAUGCCACUAAUUUCAGUGAUUCGACGAAUACUCUAGAUUCUAAUUUCGAUCAUGAUGAAUCCAUUAGGCCAUCUGGCAUAAAGAAGUUUCAAAGGUUGAAUCAUUUCACUCUUGUUAAUUUUGAUGCCGAUUCGGUUAUGCCAUUGAUUCAGGAAAAGAAGCUACUCAGGACACUUAGCACAGCAGAGAGGAUUGGAUUAGCUUGGCCAGAACAACCACUAGACUUGCUGCCUAAACACACUUUAACUAAUUCAAGUUCAUUCAAGGCAAGCAAGUCUUUCCGAAAAUACAAUUCUUUCCGGCGCAGUGUUGUCAAGGAUUCAUCAGGAAGAGAUUUGGCUACUGAACUUGAUCUGAAUAUGGUGUCAUGUAGAAGGAAGAGAUUGGCCUUUGUCAGGAUAAUCAGCAAACAAAUGGUUGGGAUAUACCUUUCAAUAUGGGUUCGUCGUGACUUGAAGAAGUACAUUCAGAACCUGAAGGUAUCUCCGGUCGGUGUAGGUGUCAUGGGUUAUAUCGGAAACAAAGGUUCAGUAUCAAUCAGCAUGUCUAUAUACCAAACCUUAUUUUGCUUCACAUGUUGCCACCUCUCUUCGGGCGAAAAAAGUGGGGACGAACUUCAUAGGAAUGCAGACGUGCAAGAAAUCCACCGUAAAACACAAUUUAGUACGAUUGCUCAAGCCGGAGCGCCUAAAAGAAUCCAUGAUCAUGAAAGAAUAUUUUGGCUAGGAGAUCUAAACUACCGCAUCGAUUUGUCGUUUGAAAAAACACAUGAACUCAUUUCCAGCAAGAAUUGGAGUAUGUUGCUAGAGAGAGACCAGCUGAUUCGAGAGCUAAAGAAAGGGGGUGCUUUCGACGGAUGGUCAGAGGGUGUUAUGAACUUUCCGCCAACUUACAAGUAUGAAUUCGACUCGACAAGCUAUGUGAGGGAUGAUCACAAGGGCGGGAGGAGAAAUCCAGCAUGGUGCGACCGCAUUCUAUGGUUCGGAAAGGGUGUAAAACUCCUAAACUAUAGGAGAGCUGAGCUGAAGCUCUCCGAUCACCGGCCGGUGACCGCCAUUUUCACGGUUGAAGUUGAGAUAUUUUGCCAUAGAAAGCUUCAGAAGGCUCUGACUUUAACAGAUGCUGAGAUAGAAAUUGGUUUCGACAUUGAGAUGGGUCAUCCAGGAAUCGAAGAGAGCUUUGGAUGGUUGGGGCGAUGAGAGAUCUACAGAAUCUUCUUCUUUUGUGAUCAGGAGAGCUCUUCGAUGGUUGAGUCAAUGAAAGAUGUGUAAAUUAGACUUUGAAUUAUGGCUACAGGCAUA